AUGGCCAUUUUGAACUUCACCCUGAGCGAGGAUGGCGUCGUUGCGCUGCAGAACGCCUUGAGCUGUCUCUUGAAGUUCUGUGACGACGUCUCUCUCGAUGCCACCAAGGAUAAGUUUAUCCUGACGGGGCUCAACGCAACCAAGUCGGCCCACAUAUCCUUCAUCUUCAACCUGAACCGCUUCUUUUCGCGAUAUUCAUUCGAGGGCAGCGCUCAGUACAGGGACCGCUUCUACUGCAUUCUAUACAUUAGGGCAAGAAUCACGGCAACCCACAGUCUACCGUUUGAGGCAAAGGCUCCUACAAGGGUCAAGUUUGACCCUGCUGAAGCCGUCAACCACUGGACCAUCGCGUCACGCACAUUACGUCAACUAAUGGACCACUUUGGUCCUGGCAUCGACUUGCUUGACAUCCAUACCGAGGGCGAGGGUGUCGUCAACUUUGCAUGCUACACUGAGAAAGAUUACAGACUCUCAAACGAUGCCGCUAUUCUUAAAAAGCCAUUACACACCUCUAUUGCAGUUGAGAUGGAUGAGUUUGACGACAUCGAGGUUGAGGAGAAACUGCACACUAUCAUUCCAGUAAAGGACUUCAGGGCUAUUCUGCAACAUGCCACCACCACAGCGGGAGAUCUUUCCGCUAGAUAUUCCAACCCCGGCCGUCCAAUGAAACUCUACUACACCACUGAUGGCAUACUCUGCGAGUUUAUUCUCAUGACGGUUGGAGAGAGAACUCCUGCCGACCCCAAGACUCGCAAGGGCCGAGUCACAAAAACACCCAAGCCUGGUCUCGACGCGACAUCUGGCCGGGCCGCCUCAAACUCGAGAGUACCUACACAACAAGUGCAAGAACGCUCGCAAGCUCGGGAGCCCAAUGUCAUGAUGCCUCCACCCCCAACUCGGCCGUCACAAUUUGAGAUGCGACCACCGCCGGUACCGCCCCCCAUAUCAACAAUGCGAUCAGAGUCUAUGUUUGUUGCCCAAGACGAUGAUCCAAUGUGGGAGCCUGUCAAUGAGGAGGAUGAAAACGGAGAAGAAAAUGGUGCCCUGGGUUGGGAUGCAAGCAACGCGCCUAACCCGCCUACCCUACGGAUUAGCGACCGGCCUAAUCUCAGUGCUCCGUCCGAACCCCGCCGAGAGGACUCCUACGACACUGGUCUGCCCUCCGAGAUUGAGCCAACCCAGCUGCUCUCGGACGUGCGGCGGUUCGGCCUCUUCUCCUGA
Pyricularia pennisetigena is the source of this 1221-nucleotide messenger RNA. RefSeq lists its product as uncharacterized. Gene Ontology annotation, cellular component: checkpoint clamp complex. The transcript is spliced from 4 exons. Gene Ontology annotation, biological process: cellular response to ionizing radiation; DNA replication checkpoint signaling; mitotic intra-S DNA damage checkpoint signaling. Lineage: Eukaryota; Fungi; Ascomycota; Sordariomycetes; Magnaporthales; Pyriculariaceae. Bases 1 to 1221 code for a protein of 406 amino acids. The record is from RefSeq and is a predicted model, not a curated record.